GUGUGCCCGGGGUUGUGAAGGAGUUACGUAAACAAACUACAAUUCCCCGCGGCCCGCGUGCCUCACAGGUCAGGGCUAGGCUGGGACUGGGUUCGCGGUGCUUGGUGAGGCGACGACGGCGGCGGCGGCGGUAGCUACGGCUGGCAGAGCCGGGCCGAAGCCCGCGGCAGAGGCCGUGGCUGGCGCUGGGAGGGUGGCGGGUCAGAACGGGGAGGAAGAUGGCGACCUCGGGGGCGAACGGGCCCGGCUCCGCCACGGCCUCGGCUUCUAAUCCGCGCAAGUUUAGUGAGAAGAUCGCGCUGCAGAAGCAGCGUCAGGCGGAGGAGACAGCGGCCUUCGAGGAGGUGAUGAUGGACAUCGGCUCCACCCGGCUACAGGCACAGAAGCUACGACUGGCCUACACACGAAGCUCCCAUUAUGGCGGUUCCCUGCCCAACGUUAACCAGAUUAGCUGUGGCCUGGCCGAGUUCCAGAGCCCCCUCCACUCACCUUUGGAUUCAUCUCGGAGCACUCGACACCAUGGACUGGUGGAGCGGGUACAGCGAGACCCACGGAGAAUGGUGUCUCCACUUCGUCGUUACCCCCGUCACAUCGACAGCUCUCCUUACAGCCCUUCCUACUUGUCUCCUCCCCCGGAGUCCGGCUGGCGGAGGACGAUGCCAUGGGGCAAUUUCCCUGCAGAGAAGGGACAGUUGUUUCGACUACCAUCUGCACUUAACAGGACAAGCUCUGACUCUGCCCUUCAUACAAGUGUGAUGAACCCCAAUCCUCAGGACACUUACCCGGGACCUGCCCCUCCCAGUGUGAUCCCUGGCCGCCGUGGAGGUUUUCUGGAUGGUGAAAUGGACUCCAAAGGCCCUCCAGUUGAGCAGAACUUGCUAGAUGACAAACACUUGCUGAAGCCAUGGGAUGCUAAGAAGCUGACCUCGUCCUCCUCCCGACCUCGGUCCUGUGAAGUCCCUGGAAUUAACAUCUUUCCUUCUCCCGACCAGCCUGCCAAUAUGCCUGUCCUCCCGCCAGCCAUGAACACAGGAGGCUCUCUCCCUGACCUCACCAACCUGCACUUCCCCCCUCCACUACCUACCCCCCUGGACCCUGAGGAGGCUGCCUACCCUAGCCUGAGUGGGGGCAGCAGCACCUCCAACUUGACCCACACCAUGACCCACUUGGGCAUCAGUGGGGGCCUGGGCCUGGGCCCAGGCUAUGAUGCACCAGGACUUCAUUCACCUCUCAGCCAUCCAUCCUUGCAGUCCUCCCUAAGCAAUCCCAACCUCCAGGCUUCCCUGAGCAGUCCUCAGCCCCAGCUGCAGGGUUCCCACAGUCACCCCUCACUGCCUGCCUCGUCUUUGGCCCGCCACGCACUGCCUGCCACCUCCCUGGGUCACCCCUCGCUCAGUGCCCCAGCUCUCUCCUCCUCCUCCUCCUCCUCCUCCACUUCAUCUCCCGUGCUGGGUGUCCCUCCCUACUCAGCUUCCACCCCUGGGGCCUCCCCUCGACACCGCCGUGUGCCCCUCAGCCCCCUGAGUUUGCCCGCGGGCCCAGCCGACGCCAGAAGGUCCCAACAGCAGCUGCCCAAACAGUUUUCGCCAACAAUGUCACCCACCUUGUCUUCCAUCACUCAGGUGGGGAGCCGGGGCCUCGAACCAGAAUCCUUACAACAGUCCUUGCGCUUCGCGCCACAUGCACUUAAUGCGCUGCACUACUGCUGGACUCCCGCGAGAUGCAUUUUUGAGCGCCUAGCCCCAUGGGAACAUACUCAGGGCGUCCCCCUGGACACCAGUAAACUGCCCACUGACCAGCGAUUGCCUCCAUACCCAUACAGCCCUCCAAGUCUGGUUCUCCCCAACCAGCCUCCCACCCCCAAACCUCUCCAGCAGCCUGGGCUGUCCACUCAGGCCUGCUCAGUGCAGCCCUCAGGCGGACAGCCCCCAGGCCGGCAGCCGCACUAUGGAACACUGUACCCACCCAGCUCCAGCGGGCACGGGCAGCAGGCUUACCAUCGGCCCAUGAAUGACUUCAGCCUGGGUAGUCUGGAGCAGUUCAGCAUGGAGAGCACAUCAGCCAGCCUGGCGCUGGAUCCCUCCAGCUUUUCUGAAGGACCUGGGUUUUUAGGGGGUGAGGGACCAGUAAGUGGCCCCCAGGACCCCCAUCCCCUCAGCCACCAGCACUUGACCCACUACUCCCGCCAUGGCUCAGGGCCAAACAUCGUCCUCACAGGAGAUUCCUCCCCAGGUUUCUCCAAGGAGAUUGCAGCAGCCCUAGCUGGCGUGCCUGGCUUUGAGGUAUCAGCAGCUGGCUUGGAGCUGGGGCUGGGGCUGGAGGAAGAGCUGCGCAUGGAGCCACUGGGCCUGGAGGGCCUCAACAUGCUGAGUGACCCCUGUGCCCUGCUGCCCGACCCUGCCGUGGAGGAUUCAUUUCGCAGUGACCGGCUGCAGUGAAGCGACCUUGUCAACACCAUCCUCAGCCCUGCCCCCCCCCCCAUCACUUUCCCUUGCCUCUUUCCCCCCUGGCCAGUAGAGCUUCCACUCUCUGCCCCCCUCCCAGACCCUAGCCAGAUCCUCUUUUUAACAUACACGAGGGUUCCCAAGAAGAAGAAAAAGCAAGGAGUUUGUCUAUGUGGUCCCUGGAUUCUGCACAAGGGGUGGGCCUGGGGGAACUUGAGGGAGGGCCUAAAGCACUUGUAACUUUGAACUGUCUAUCUGGAGGUCAGAGCCAGUUGGAAAGCAGGGGGUGGAGGGGAGCUCCAGAGGCAGGGCAUGCUAGAUGCCCAGGGGUGGGCAGUGCCAGCCCCUCCUCACCACUCUUCCCCUUGCAGUGGAGGAGAGCCAGAGUGGAUAUUAUUUUUUAUUAAAAAUACUAUAUGUUAAUAAAAAAAAUCAUAUCAAA
Molecule: messenger RNA, 2886 nt
Organism: Erinaceus europaeus (western European hedgehog)
Lineage: Eukaryota; Metazoa; Chordata; Mammalia; Eulipotyphla; Erinaceidae
Gene: CRTC2
Product: CREB regulated transcription coactivator 2
Exons: 15
Coding region: 219-2438 (739 amino acids)
Biological process (GO): positive regulation of transcription by RNA polymerase II; protein homotetramerization
Cellular component (GO): nucleus; cytoplasm
Molecular function (GO): cAMP response element binding protein binding
Source: RefSeq, a predicted model, not a curated record